Uloborus diversus is the source of this 1035-nucleotide messenger RNA. RefSeq lists its product as uncharacterized. The transcript has a single exon. Bases 1 to 1035 code for a protein of 344 amino acids. NCBI's taxonomy places the organism in Eukaryota, Metazoa, Arthropoda, Arachnida, Araneae, Uloboridae. The record is from RefSeq and is a predicted model, not a curated record.
AUGGAAUAUACAGAUCGCAUUUUCAACUAUGUAGAAAAACAUCAUCCAAAAAUUUGGAAUGAUAUUAAUUUAAUAGUUCGUCCUCACAAAAUUUCUUCAGUAAAGAAAAUAUUUCAUAAACAUUUGCAGUCGGUAGAUAACAUCAAUAUCUUCAACGAAAACAUUAAAAAUAUACCAUUGUUUUUACUCGAAUUUUGCAAAGCUAUGGAAAGGAAUUUUCUAAGUCCAGGGGAAUCUUAUGGUAUCCUCUUAACAUGUCGCUGUACCAAUAAAUAUACUCAGAAUACACUUGAUAAACGUCACUUAAGAGAGAGUAGUUCAUGUUUCGAUAAUAUAAUACACUCUAUUAGCAAGGACCUUGAUUUUGAAUUAAACAUUUAUACUUCAUUAAAACAAAUUUUUGAAAUUACUAAUAAACAUAAAUUGACUACAAUUUUUGUGAAAAACUACAGAAUUGAAGAAUUGUUAAAUUUGAAUAAGUUUGAGACUUGUUAUCUUACUACUAAUAAUAAAGCGUCAAAUUUAACUAAAGAUAAUGUUUGCAUCAAUUUUAAAAAGUAUAUAAUUACUGAGAGUUUUGUACCAAAGUAUUUAAAAAUUCUACAGAAACGAGAAGAUAGGUAUUAUAUUUUUCGAAACAUCAAUCAAAGUAAUAUUAUUGCAUUUACAGAUUUAAAGUACAUUUAUGAAAAAUGUGGUUUAGUAUGUUACAUUUUUAAUUUAAUAAACGUUAUACGGUUGCAAUUUUUUAAAACUGAUAAUUUAGAAAGUAAACAUGAAAAGGAUAUAAUCAAUAUUUUAAGAUAUCAAUGUUACUCAGGAGAGCUCCUAUCAUUAAACCGAUUUGGAUUAAUGAAAAAUAAAAAUAGAUCGGCACUAGAUAAAAUUGGUUUCGAAGCAAUCAAACAAAACUAUGUAAAUGAAUCUAUCAAAGGUUGCAUAUAUCCAGUAAAAACAUCAAUUGACAAAAUAUUUUUUGGGCAGCAGUUUAAUUUAGGAAGCGGAUAUAAUUUUUCAGUACUACCAAAAAAAUAA